AUGUCUCUGCAGGUGGCCUUUGAGCCAGUCUAUGCUCGCGUGAAAACGACAACCGCUGCCGAUUCGAGGCACAAAAAUAAGGUACCAGACGUGGCUGUGAUGAACCACAAUAGCCUACUGCGUAUAGUAGGCGAGUUGAAAACACCCUGGAGUGACAAGCAUUAUCUCGAAGGUGAUUACAGAAGGAAAUAUCCUCUGCGAUGGCUCAGGACAAUGGUUCGCCCCUCCGGAAAGAAUCUUGUCAUCUUCAUGGACAUCAUUGUGGAUGCCCAGGAUGUCCAUGACGUUUUAUCAGACAAGGUUCCCAGCCGUGUCAGGCUGAUAUCCGGCAGGCUCUUCUCCGCCGUUUCCAGUGUGGCCAUUACUUGCCGUUUAUUCUAUGCUGGAAUAGAACUGACAUCGUCGAAGAACCAUAGAUCUACAUCUGCGUCUGAUCGCCAAGGGGUCGAUUCAAAAUGGCGCAUGACCAUCAAGAUCAAUCAUUUCCCUAAAACCCUCAAAGGAAAACAUGUUGAAGGGGCAUACUACCAAAUUGGUAGGGCCUACGAGAUCAGAAGAGGAUAUGCUCUUUAG
This is a messenger RNA of Aspergillus pseudonomiae, 573 nucleotides long. RefSeq lists its product as uncharacterized. The record is from RefSeq and is a predicted model, not a curated record. The coding region runs from base 1 to 573 and encodes 190 amino acids. NCBI's taxonomy places the organism in Eukaryota, Fungi, Ascomycota, Eurotiomycetes, Eurotiales, Aspergillaceae. The transcript has 2 exons.